CUUACUUUGUAACCACAGACAACCCAUGAAGAGUAAGUGCACUCAGCCAUAUACAAAAUUCUGUGGAGAAAAUGUAUACUAGUCGAGAGGAUAUUGGAUAUGAUUUUGGAGAUAACUCAAAAGAUGGAAGUAAGACAACUCAACCUAAUCCAAACAUCGAUGGAGGAUGGGCUUGGAUGAUUGUACUUUCCUCUUUCCUUGUGCACAUCCUUAUCAUGGGGUCCCAAAUGGCCCUUGGAGUGCUCAACAUAGAAUGGCUGGAGGAAUUUAAUCAAAGCCGAGGCCUAACAGCGUGGGUUAGCUCCCUCAGCAUGGGCAUUACACUUAUUGUAGGUCCUUUCAUUGGUUUAUUCAUUAGCAUGUGUGGGUGCCGCAAAACAGCAAUAAUCGGAGGGAUACUUAAUGCCCUAGGUUGGAUACUGAGUGCCUAUGCUUCAAAUGUGCACUGCCUCUUCAUUACGUUUGGAGUGACAGCCGGUGUUGGAAGUGGCAUGGUUUAUCUACCUGCAGUGGUCAUGGUGGGACAGUAUUUCCAGAAGAGAAGAGCACUUGCACAAGGACUCAGUACAACAGGAACGGGGUUUGGCGCUUUCCUAAUGACUGCUUUACUGAAGUACCUUUGUGUGGAAUUUGGAUGGAGAAACGCAAUGUUCAUCCAGGGAGCCAUCGCCCUGAACCUCUGUGUCUGUGGGGCACUCAUGAGACCACUUUCUUCCAAAGAAGUUUCUGUGAAUGAAGAGUGUAUUGGGAGAAAUCAUAGCGAAGUUAAUCAUGCAAAAGCUCUAUCCCAUUCCACAGACACUGUAAAAUCUAACGGAGUCUUAAAUGGAGAACAGGAAAAAAAAGAAGAGGCAACAAAUGAAGAAGUGCUUGACAGUGUUCAGCGCAGAGAAAGUGGAGGUGAAUCUAGAAGUGGAAAGCAUAUGUACGGACUGUGCAUUCUUAAGAGAGUGAGCCAGCUGACAGUUACGGUCAGGAAGGGGUUUGGAAUAUGGUACUCCAGCUACUUUGGAGCUGCAUCACUGUUUACCAAUAGAGUGUUUGUGGCCUUCAUAAUUUGGGCUUUGUUUGCCUAUAGCAGCUUUGUCAUUCCCUUUAUUCAUCUUCCAGAAAUAGUCAAGCAGUACAAUUUAUCAAGACAGAAUAACGUAUUUCCUUUGACAUCAAUUAUAGCCAUUGUUCAUAUCCUUGGUAAAGUGAUCCUUGGCAUCAUCUCUGAUUUACCAUGCAUCAGCACUUGGAAUGUCUUCCUCAUGGCUAACUUUACCCUGGUCGCCUGUAUCCUUAUUUUGCCAUUAAUGCAAACAUACAUUGGUCUGGCUGUGAUUUGUGCUCUAAUAGGAUUUUCUAGUGGCUAUUUUUCCUUAAUGCCUGUUGUGACUGAAGAUUUAGUUGGAACUAAACACCUUGCAAAUGCUUAUGGCAUCAUCAUUUGUGCCAACGGAAUAUCUGCAUUGCUUGGACCACCCUUUGCAGGUUGGAUCUAUGACAUCACACAAAAAUAUGAUUUUUCUUUUUACAUAUGUGGCUUGCUAUACAUGGUGGGAAUAAUAUUUUUACUUUUCCAACCUUGUAUUCAAAAGGAACAACCAAGACAAAAAUCUACAGAAGAGGCACAAGUAUAGAGCAAUGGUACAGAUUUUUUUUCUACAAAAUUUUUUGUUUUUAUGUUUCUAUUGUGUGGUAGGAUAAAGCUGUUCUUA
Molecule: messenger RNA, 1703 nt
Organism: Tinamus guttatus (white-throated tinamou)
Lineage: Eukaryota; Metazoa; Chordata; Aves; Tinamiformes; Tinamidae
Gene: SLC16A14
Product: solute carrier family 16 member 14
Biological process (GO): monocarboxylic acid transport; transmembrane transport
Molecular function (GO): monocarboxylic acid transmembrane transporter activity
Source: RefSeq, a predicted model, not a curated record